UUCCCGGAAGUCUCGUUUUAUUACUGCUGUUGUACUGUGUGGAGAUUUAUUAUGAAUAUGAUUUGAGAAGAGAACAGGAUCCAUCGGUACAACACAGGUGUACAGAAAAGUUGGGCCUGUGCUCUCCAGCUAGACCCCAGCCCUGGAUUGUGAUCCCAUCCCAGAAUGAGUUCCUGAGCCUGGGCAUACUACACCUGGUCACUCCAUGUCCACUGGAGAGGGUAAGAAGCAGCCGCUGGGACAUCUGUUAAAUUAAGUCAUGAUGGAAGCUCCGGAGGCCCUCACAGGCAGUCUGAACUCCCCCUACCUGCCCCCAGGGGAGUCAGGGGAAGAGGAAGAGGAAGAGGAGGAGGAGGAGGAGGAGGACCAGGACCAGGACGAGUCCCCCCUGCUGACCGAGCAUACCCCGGUCCGAAGCCUGUACGCCGCAGCCGGACACAAACCCCAGGACUACUACAACCUGGUCUACAUCAUCUUCUUCAUCCUUGGGGUUGGCUCACUGCUGCCCUGGAACUUCUUCAUCACAGCCAAACAUUACUGGCUGUAUAAGCUUACCAACAGCUCGUCCCCCAACCACAGCUCCGACCUGAGUAAUUACUUUGAAAGCUACCUCUCUAUAGCAUCCACCGUGCCCUCUGUUGUGUGCCUGUUGCUGAACUUCAUCUUGGUUAAUAAGGUCUCGUCUGCAGUGCGGGUGCUCUGCUCCUUGGCGGUGAUGCUGGUGAUAUUUGUGAUCACCACGGCUCUGGUCAAAGUGGACACAUCGGCGGUGAUGCAGGAGUUCUUUGUGGCCACGCUGGUGUGUGUGGCCGUGGUCAGUGGGGCCUCAAACAUCUUCACAGGCAGCCUGUUUGGAGUGAGCGGAAGAUUCCCCAUGCGCAUCUCACAGGCGCUCAUCUCCGGGCAGGCGAUGGGCGGGACUCUGUGUGCUGUCGCCUCAGUGGUGAAUCUUGCGGCAGCCACUGAUGUCACAGACAGCGCGCUGGCGUUCUUCCUGUUGGCUGAUGUGUUCGUGGUGCUGUGUAUCGUCAUGUACCUGCUCCUGCCUCGACUCGCCUACUGUAGGUACUACAUGCAGAGCCCUGAGGAGAAAGCUUCGCCCCCCUGUGGCGUCUCUGGGAACAGUCCCCCCUCCGUCCCCCCUUUGCGCCCUAUCCUGCGGCGGACCGCGGUUCUGGGUCUCUGCGUCUUCUAUGUCUUCUGCGUCUCCAUCGUGGUGUUCCCGGCUAUCUCCUCCGGCAUCGAAUCUGUGCGCAAGAACACGGGCAGCCCCUGGACCACCAAGUACUUCACCCCGCUCACCAGCUUCUUUCUGUACAAUGUGGCAGACUUCUGCGGGCGCCAGAUCACAGCCUGGAUCCAGGCUCCGGGGCCUAAGAGUCAGCUCCUGCCCACCCUGGUGGCCCUUCGCACAGUCUUCGUGCCACUCUUCAUAUUCUGCAACUACCAGCCCCGCGGCCACAUCCCCACCGUGCUGUUUGCCCAGGAUGUCUACCCUGUGGUGUUCAUCUGCCUCCUGGGCCUUUCCAAUGGCUACCUGGGCACCCUGCCCAUGAUCUACGGGCCCAAGGUGGUGCAGAAGGAGUUGGCGGAGGCGGCGGGCGUGGUCAUGUCCUUCUUCCUGACGCUCGGGCUGGCGGCCGGGUCUGCCUUUUCGGUUCUGAUCGUGCAUUAUAUAUGACGUAUGUUUUAAAAGGUGCCGUUUUAAAAAAAAUAAUUUUUUUUUUUUUUUUAUUUUAAUAUUUUCUUAUCUCCAGCAAGUAAGAAAACCGUGUUAUGUUUGGACAAUAUUAUCAAAAUAUGAAUCCUUUUACGUUUUUUUUGUUUUGUUUUGUUUCAGUAAACACAGCUGACGGAGUCUGCACACCAGCAAAGUUGCAUCAGACUUGCCUUUUCUAAGCUUAGUAAGACACCACAGAGCUUUACCGAAUCCAGCAAGCAGGAUGCUGGCCCUGUUGUGGCACUAGCUUCUAUAUAGCUCCGUUCAUCCUCAGGAAAAAACAAACCUGGACCUGAAUCAUUCCUGCUCUUAUUAGGAUUUUAUAUUUGGUUUUAUUAAAUUUGUCUGUAUUCUAUUUCUUAUGCUUAGUAUUUGUUGUUCUUUUCUGAAUUGUAGUUCGAGUUCUAGUUUGGCUGUGGUACUGUUCUCCAGAGGAAAGAUACAUAUUUUGAGCCUGUUCUGUUGGACUGGGCUUGCAUCUGGGACAGAGUGCCUAUGGGCAGGUUGUUUUUAUUCACUGGCUGUUUCCCCAAUGACUCUGAUUGUGAUACAAGCUUAUAACUGCAGAAUAAAACAACACGCCCUAUACCAGCGGUUUCCAGGUCCAGCUCGGGUUCAGUCCAGCUUUGUCAUUCUAGUCGGGUCCUAAAUAACUUAACUGACACCUUGUUGGUUCAGUAAACUAAUUGAGCACCUCACUGGAAAAAUAUCUAAAUUGCAAUGGAUCGUAAGGGCCAGAGUUGUAAACCACUGCCUUAUAUUAACUCUGUCCCAGGGUUGCUAAAGGCUAACAUGGUAGAAAAAGUUUUUUUUUUUUUGUUUUUUUUUUUGGGGGUGGGCUCGGUGAGCAUGGCAUGGUAACUGUGGUACAUUGGCAGCUGUAUACCUCCUGUGAGCGUUGAAGGAAAUGAGCAAUACUCAGCUAUUUUAUACACUGUCACACACCCCCCAACCUGUCACAUGCGCACACUACUGUUUGUGUGUGUAUUACUAGUUUAUUUUAAUUGGACAAAUUCCAUCACUAUGGAAACUAGACACACCCCUUAUAAACGUGUCCCACAGUAAAAGCACAGCAAAGUGUAACAAAGCAGUUAAAGCAUAGGUAAACAUUGUAAAGAAGUGAGGUAUG
Polyodon spathula (Mississippi paddlefish) is the source of this 2849-nucleotide messenger RNA. Its product is annotated as equilibrative nucleoside transporter 3-like. Gene Ontology annotation, biological process: nucleoside transmembrane transport. The transcript is spliced from 7 exons. Lineage: Eukaryota; Metazoa; Chordata; Actinopteri; Acipenseriformes; Polyodontidae. The record is from RefSeq and is a predicted model, not a curated record. Gene Ontology annotation, cellular component: plasma membrane; Golgi apparatus. The coding region runs from base 260 to 1681 and encodes 473 amino acids. Gene Ontology annotation, molecular function: nucleoside transmembrane transporter activity.